GAUUUGGAAUGACGCUCAGAUUUCUCGCGCAGAGCGACUACCGGACCAUGCCAUGGAAGAACGGCCUCGGGACAACCACGGAGCUUGCCGUGUCACCUGCCGGUGCAUCCAUCGACUCGUUCGUCUGGCGCAUCAGCGCUGCGCAAGUCGGCGCAGCUGGACCGUUCUCGUCAUUUCUGGGGGUCGCACGAACACUCCUUCAAACAAGUGGCACCCCAAUGACCAUCACAUGCACGGCCAAGGAUGAGGAUGCAAGUCUGCCACGCACUAUUUGGAACCAUACAAUGCAAUGGCUACAGCCAAUCACCUUCCAUGGCGAAGAGCAGGUUGGCUGCACUCGUCUCGACGGAGUGGCAACCGAUUUCAACGUCAUGACACGCCGGGCGCAGUGUCAGUCAACGACGUCCGUUCUGGAGCUCAUUUCGGGUGGGUACUUCUCACGAGUCGUCCCAGGUGCCACUACCUGCUUUGUGCACGCUUUGAGUGGCGAGAUUGCUGUCCAGGUCGUUUCUUGUUCGGUUGGAUUGGUGCCGACAACCCACCCAAGCGUGUGCGUCAGGUCUCACGAAUCGGCAGUGCUCGAGCCAAGUGCUGGGACGACGAAGGACUCGAUCGUGCUCGAAGUGCACUGUGCUCAACAUGCGCGCUUCAUUCUGGUCGAGCUGACGCCGAGUUCAUGA
Messenger RNA from Capsaspora owczarzaki ATCC 30864, 680 nucleotides. RefSeq lists its product as hypothetical. The record is from RefSeq and is a predicted model, not a curated record. NCBI's taxonomy places the organism in Eukaryota, Filasterea, Ministeriida, Capsasporidae. Bases 9 to 680 code for a protein of 223 amino acids. The transcript has a single exon.